AUGGCUAUAAGUGAUUUAAUUUCCAACACAAACUUCACUUCUUUCAUUGCUUCAGGAAAUUAUCAAUUGAGAAAGGAUCUAUCACUUCAAAGAGGAAGCAUUUUUAGUGUUCAUCAUGGUGGCCAGAUUGCAAAGAACCUCUUUGCAAGAAAAAUAAGCCAUAUUGAACAAAGAGAAGUAUAUGGACUAGGAGUAAGAAAGCUUAGUAAGGUAAAUAGAGCCUGUGUUCAUUACAGGUCAGAGGAGUAUGACAUUGAUGAAACAAAGGUGGUUCCUGUGGUAUCUGAUGAAGGAACAGGCGAGGCACUGGUUUCUCCUUGGUGGCGGCGGCUUCCUAAGCGCUGGCUUAUCGUAUUGCUGUGCUUUACUGCAUUUCUUCUAUGCAACAUGGACCGUGUAAAUAUGAGCAUAGCGAUACUUCCAAUGUCACAAGAGUUUAACUGGAACAGUACAACAGUUGGCUUAAUUCAGUCGUCUUUUUUCUGGGGCUAUUUACUCACUCAGAUUCUUGGUGGCAUAUGGGCAGACAAACUUGGUGGGAAGGUAGUGCUAGGUUUCGGAGUUGUUUGGUGGUCAAUGGCAACAGUUUUAACACCUAUUGCCGCAAGACUUGGACUCCCUUAUUUGCUUAUUAUGCGCGCCUUUAUGGGAAUUGGCGAGGGUGUGGCGAUGCCUGCCAUGAAUAAUAUAUUGUCGAAGUGGAUUCCAGUUUCAGAAAGAAGUAGAUCACUUUCACUAGUAUACAGCGGCAUGUACCUUGGUUCUGUGGUAGGCUUGGCAUUCUCACCUUUUCUGAUCCAAAACCUUGGGUGGCCAUCGGUGUUUUACUCGUUUGGAUCCCUCGGAAGUAUUUGGUUUGCUUUUUGGUUGCAAAAAGCAUAUAGCUCACCGAAGGAUGACCCGGAUCUCGGGGCGGAGGAAAAAAGGCUCAUACUAGAAGGCGGUGUAUCAAAAGCGCCGGUUUCAGAUAUUCCUUGGAAAUUAAUUCUAUCAAAAGCGCCAGUUUGGGCUCUUAUAAUCUCGCAUUUCUGUCACAAUUGGGGGACAUUUAUUCUAUUAACAUGGAUGCCUACUUACUACAAUCAGGUUUUGAAGUUCAACCUUACAGAAUCUGGGCUCUUAUGCGUUCUUCCGUGGCUAACAAUGGCUGUUUUUGCAAAUAUCGGAGGUUGGAUAGCUGACACAUUAGUUAGCAAAGGCGUUUCCAUAACAGCUGUUCGAAAAAUCAUGCAAUCGAUCGGGUUUUUGGGUCCCGCCUUUUUUCUGACACAACUAAGUCAUGUCAAAACACCUGCCAUGGCAGUAUUAUGCAUGGCAUGCAGCCAGGGAUCUGAUGCAUUUUCACAAUCUGGUCUUUAUUCUAAUCACCAAGACAUUGGACCGCGAUAUGCCGGCGUAUUGCUGGGACUAUCGAACACUGCAGGAGUUCUUGCUGGUGUCUUUGGCACAGCUGCAACUGGAUAUAUACUCCAAAGAGGUUCUUGGAAUGAUGUGUUUAAGGUUUCUGUUGCAUUGUACAUAAUAGGCACAUUAGUAUGGAAUAUCUUUUCAACUGGGGAGAAGAUUCUUGACUAA
Lathyrus sativus (Indian pea) is the source of this 1575-nucleotide messenger RNA. Lineage: Eukaryota; Viridiplantae; Streptophyta; Magnoliopsida; Fabales; Fabaceae. The record is from the annotation of a GenBank genome assembly.